AUGGACCAAAAUAAAAAUAAAACAAUGAAAAUGAACUCUCCAGAGAAAAGAAAAACCAUACGCAUUGAUCAAUUCAAGGUUUUCUUGGCCGCCUUGACCUUCUCCUACGUUUGCAAGGCCCUGGGUGGGGUUCUUAUGAAGACCACCCUCACGCAGAUAGAGAAGCGAUUUGAAAUCUCCUCCUCCACCUCGGGGUUCAUCGACGGAGGAUUCGAAUGGGGAAACUUGCUUGUCAUUGUCUUUGUAAGCUACUUUGGAUCAAAGCUCCACCGGCCGAAGCUGAUCGGAAUCGGGUCCUUAGUGAUGGGGGCGGGCAGCAUUGUGAUGGCCCUGCCCCACUUCCUCAUGGGACGCUACAGGUACUCGGCCGACUCCACCAACAGCUCCCUAAGAGGACUGCUCCCGACCUGCUCGCCGAACCAGACGGGCCCGGGCCCCGAGCCGGCGGGCGCGGGUAAGACGGGGGCCGGGGGCGCGGGCUGUGACCAGGGCUCCGAGAGUUACUAUUGGCUCUACGUCUUCUUGGGCAACAUGCUGCGAGGCGUGGGAGAGACCCCCAUCGUGCCCCUGGGGAUUUCCUACAUCGAGGACUUCUCGGAGGAGGGGAACUCUUCUAUUUACUUAGGUAUCCUGCAUGCCGUAGCAAUGGUCGGCCCCAUCUUGGGGUUCAUAAUGGGGUCUGUGUUUUCCCAAAUAUACGUGGAUGUCGGAUUCGUGGACCUGAGCUCCGUGCGCCUGAGCCCGCAGGAUGCGCGCUGGGUGGGCGCCUGGUGGCUGUGCUUCCUGGUGUCCGGGCUGCUGUCCGCGCUGUCCGCGCUGCCCUACUUCUUCCUGCCCAAGGACCCGCGCGCCGCCUGCAGCGGCUCCGCCUGCGCGCAGGGCCUCAAGGCCGCCCAGGAGCCCGCGCUGCCCGCCCGACGCCCCAGCCAGACGCCGCCCGCGCUGCGAGGCUUCCUGCUGUCCAUGAAGCGCCUGCUGUGCAACCGGCUGUACAUGCUGUUCCUGGUCACCACGGUGUUAAAGGUGAGCGCCUUGAUCGGUGCCUUCACCUACCUCUUCAAGUACAUGGAGCAGCAGUACGGCCAGCCCCCCACGCAUGCCAACUUCCUGCUGGGGGUCAUCGCCCUGCCCACCAUGGCUUCUGGGAUGUUUCUCGGAGGUUACAUCAUUAGAAGGUUCAAGCUGAGCGUGCUGGGCAUCGGGAAGCUGCUGUUUGGCACGACCCUCGUCUCCGUCCUCCUCCACAUGUUGUACUACGUCCUGCUCUGUGACAGCCCCGCGGUGGCCGGCCUCACGGUGCCCUACCACGGGUCUGUGUCACCCUGGGUCCCCAAAAAGAUCUGUCUAGAUUUACCGCUCCCCCGGUGCCGCGCGCACUGCAGCUGCUCGGAGCAGCUUUGGGAGCCGGUGUGCGGGGCGGAUGGGGUCACCUACCUGACCCCCUGCCUGGCGGGCUGCCCGGCGCCUGCGGCCAACGGCUCAGGGAGCACCGGGAGCAACUGGAGCACGGGGAGCACUGUGAGCAUCAGGAGCACCAUGAGCACCAGGAGCAUCAACAGCACCGGGAGCAUCGACAGCACCGGGAGCACCGACAGCACCGGGAGCACCGACAGCACCGGGAGCACCGACAGCACCGGGAACAUCGACAGCACUGUGAGCCCCAUGAGCACCGGGAGCACCGACAGCACUGGGAGCAUCGACAGCACUGGGAGCCCCAUGAGCACCGGGAGCACUGUGAGCACCGAGAGUACCAGGAGCACUGGCCUGUGCACCCCCAGAACCCCGGGGUCCCCUGUGCACCCCCAGAACCCCGGGGUCCCCUGUGCACCCCCAGAACCCCGGGGUCCCCUGUGCACCCCCAGAACCCCGGGGUCCCCUGUGCACCCCACGCCCAGCCCUCCCCAGGCCCAGGGGCCCCCUGUCCUGGUGUUCCAUAACUGCAGCUGCGUCGGGGCCCCGGCCUCCCCGGCCCGCCGGCGCUCGGCCCAGCUGGGCGAGUGCCCCCGGAGCGGCGCGUGCAAGGAGAGGUUUCGCGCCUACCUCGUUGUGCAGGCCCUGCAGUCCUUCUCCACGGCGCUGGGCACGCCCGCCCUCAUGCUGCUGCUCAUGAGACUUGUGGAACCUGACCUCAAAUCAUUGGCUAUGGGUUUCCAUGCACUGAGUAUACGAACGCUAGGAGGCAUCCUGGCCCCCAUCUACUUUGGAAGCCUGAUUGACAGGACCUGUGUGAAAUGGUCCAUCACUCCAUGCGGGAAGAGAGGCGUUUGCAGGAUGUACAACUCCACGUUAUUCGGAAUUACCUACUUAGGCUUAGAGUCUACCUUGAAAAUCCUAGCAGUUGUUUUUUAUGUUGUGUUGAUUUGGGCCAUGAAGAAUAAAUACAAAGACAAAGCUUCAAAGGACACGGGAAAUGGAGAAAAAGCCACGGAUGAAGCGAACGGAGAGUCUGCAAACAAUAACGGACACUUA
Dipodomys spectabilis (banner-tailed kangaroo rat) is the source of this 2469-nucleotide messenger RNA. It is a transcript of the gene Slco1b3, whose product is annotated as solute carrier organic anion transporter family member 1B3. The record is from RefSeq and is a predicted model, not a curated record. Gene Ontology annotation, biological process: sodium-independent organic anion transport; transmembrane transport. Gene Ontology annotation, cellular component: membrane. NCBI's taxonomy places the organism in Eukaryota, Metazoa, Chordata, Mammalia, Rodentia, Heteromyidae. Gene Ontology annotation, molecular function: protein binding.